AUGGUUCCCCUCUUAAAUUCCAUUCUCCGUUUGACGGAUUUCCGGAAUCCGUUUCUGCGUAAUCUCGUUCCACCCAUUGCAUUGGCCUAUACGAUCCAAGCUGCCGUUGCCAUUCCCUCUAUUCUGGCUGGCUCUGAACGCUUUUAUGAUCUCUCCGGGUCUAUCACCUACCUCUCCUGUACCGCCUUGAGCUUGUAUCUUCCAACCCUUCGUGCCCGUGCUGCUGCCUCUCUUACUGGGGCAGUGAAACCGGCCUGGCCGAGCCUAUGGGCUAGCAUCACUGGAACUGCUGCUGCAAGCAGUUCAAUUUUCAACUGGCGGCAGGUUUUCCUGAGCGCCGCUGUUACGAUCUGGGCCUGUAGACUUGGAUCGUUCCUUUUCCAGCGGAUAAAUGCAGAAGGAAAGGAUUCUAGAUUCGACAGCAUCCGAAACUCGGCUCCCAAAUUUUCCGGAGCUUUUAUUGCUCAAGCUACCUGGGUUUCCCUGUGCUUACUUCCGGUUCUUUCUGUUAACGCGGUGCCUGCAACUGCAUUGGCAGCUCUCCCCGCAAUUGGCCUUACAGACAUUCUCGGCAUCCUACUUUACGUAGGCGGUUUGAGCUUCGAGGUCACAGCAGACAGACAAAAGAGCAAGUGGAUGCAAGAGAAGAAAGAGAAGAAACACGAAGAAGAAUUUCUGACGCGAGGACUCUGGGGGAAGAGUCGCCACCCCAAUUACUUUGGAGAGAGUACUCUAUGGACGGGUAUUGCGACCCUUGCUGGUGGUGUGUUGAUGAGCAACAUAGGCCAGGCAGGUAUGGGUCUGUCAGGCGCGCUUGGGGGUAGGGUGCUUGCCCUCGCAAUGGCAGGCGCCAGCCCGGCAUUUGUGAGCUUUCUGCUGCUAAAGGUCUCGGGCGUGCCUCUCAGCGAAGAGAAAUAUGACAAGCGGUAUGGAGAUCGGAAGGAUUACCAGGAGUGGAAGAAGAACACUCCCAUGUUCAUACCCAAGUUGUGAAAUAUAGAGUGAUCUUCCGAAAAUUGUAAACAGCAUUUCCAAUACCGGGAGAUGUUGGCGCUGAAGAGGAUAAUGUUCAAAUAUAAUUAAUACACCCGAAAAAUGC
This is a messenger RNA of Xylona heveae TC161, 1099 nucleotides long. RefSeq names its product DUF1295-domain-containing protein. The transcript is spliced from 3 exons. Gene Ontology annotation, cellular component: membrane. The record is from RefSeq and is a predicted model, not a curated record. The coding region runs from base 1 to 993 and encodes 330 amino acids. Lineage: Eukaryota; Fungi; Ascomycota; Xylonomycetes; Xylonales; Xylonaceae.